CAAUGUCCAUGGCAAGAAAUAUAGAUAUAAUCUUUUUUUUCAUUCAUUCUUUUAGAUUUCGAAAAUUGUCAAUCCCACAGGCACAGAUUAAACUUUCCUCUAGUGUUCCUCAAUCUGACUUCCCCUUCUUAUCUUUCCGCUGGAGUAUUCUCUGUGUCUACUCAAUGGAUAUUUUCCUUCAGGCCAUCCUUUUACUGAUGUCGUUUUCAAUUUACGUGCUAUCUGAUCCUUAUUUCCUUUCCCUAUUUUACCUCCCAUAUUUGCCUAUCUUCCGCAGAUUCUUUCACUCGGAUUGUUCAUUUCUCCGACCAUUAUAUUGGAAGCGUCUCCUCUGAAGAUUUCUUCUCUCAAGCAAUGACUACCCACCACCUAUAUGCUGGGAAUGACAAUACUUCUUUCAUCGAUUGUGAAUGUUUUUGGUCCUGCAUGCUAAUGAGGUAACGGUAGCCACAGCACUCGUAGAUCACGCUGGGACUUCGAGCUGAAAAGACGGGGACCUCGCUGAGCGCACACACACACAGACACACAGACACAUUUAUACUAGUUGAUGCAGAAUUUGAUACAUCAAAGGCAGAGGCGACUGAUGUUGUGUACACUUAUUCUGUCGCUGUCGUCUGGUACAAAGUGCACAGAAUGGCUGGCUGAAAGGAGAGGAUAAUGAUAAGUUGGAUGUGUUUCUGUGGCUGAUUGCGAUCACUUCAAGAGAAUACUGAUUAGUGUAGUCUGUGACGACUGUGAAUAAGUGUAGAAAGAACAUAAAGCCGGCGGUCUGGGGUAAAACAAACAAAGAGGAAGAGGUAUGACAAACGUCUUCUCUUUCUGCAUUUCAACCUUCUACGAUUACCGUUAUAUUGAUACGCAAUACUCGAGACUGUAAAAAGAAAAAGAGGAAUAGUUUCAGAUGUGAAUAUUGACUUGUUUGCUUUUAUCCGUUUGUGAAAAUGACUUUGGAGCUUUCGAAUGUUUUUGACGUGGCAAAAGUAUAUUAUUAAAUGAAAAGUUAGACACGGUGAAAAGGUGAAUGGAUUAUUCCGACUCAGCAGCUUAUAGCUUGAAGAGUGUUUCAAAUUUCCAUUCACAAACAGUGUCUAUGAAUGCAGCUGAUUCAAUGGUGUAAAUGGACGAAACUUCUGUUUAGUUUCUUAGUGACUAUCGCGAUAUCUUGAGUGACCUCUAGUCAUUCCUUCGACGCCUGGAUCUUCUGGCACUGACAUUAUUCACAAUCCCUCGACUUAAUGCUGACCAGACGGAGCAACUUCACAGCGCGGAAUGUUUACCUCUCGAGAACAGUGUCAACUUACCAACUAGAUAGUUGGUGGAACUCGCCGGGAUCUUCAUGACUGGCAUAAUAUUAUCCUUAUUCGAGGAGAUACGUGGGCUUAAGCUAAUCAUAUUCAGGAGAGACAUUGUCUACGUUACAGUGUCUGGACUCCGAUAUUGGCAGUUAGGAUGUACUGUGUGGUAACAUGUACGGUCUCUAAGUGGAGUAUUGACAGGUCCUGUGAUUAUUGUAUCGAUCAUUUCUUAUCGUAAGACGGUCCUUGGAUACAUUUCCUCCAGGUGAGCCUCUUGUGGACUAAGGAGUAUUAUAGUAUCACCCCUUCCGGGAUAAAGUACAGAUUGAUUUCGUUUAAAAAGAAAAGAAACAGAAUGCUCAUCCCAAUAUCAUUUCCCCUCUAUAAACUCUGUUGUGAGAAGUUUCAAAGAUUCGCGUGUUGAAUAGUUUCACUGACAAGAAUAAAGAGGAAAACAUUUUCACCCCAAGCAGCACUACGUUUCGUCACAACUUGUGCUGCCAUUGAAUAUCAGCACUGCAAUAAUACAUAUCAAUUAUAUGCACUCCCUCCUACACUUUGCUGGAACGACAAAACAAUAGCAUAUAUUACCCAACAAAAAAGACAUCAGCAAAAAGCUCACACAGUCAACCAUUGUUACCUUAACAAAGGUCAAAAGGCGAAAAUCCCAGAGGCUGUCCAAUCGAUUGCUCUGCUAUUACCUAACCAUUUACUGCACUUGACAUUUCAUCAGCAAACAACCUGAACCUCUUCACUUGUGACCUUGACCUUCCAAAAUGUCCAUGAUGAACGAGAUCAACCUGAAGGUAAACGUCUCUUACGGCGACUCGUCCAUCAAUGACGAGACGAGCGAGGAGACGACUCUCAUCCUCUUCAUCUUCUGGGGCAUCUUCCUUCCGAUGAUCGCCCUUGUAGGGCUGGUGGGCAAUAUCCUCACCAUCAUCGUCCUGUGGCGUCGAGAGAUGCACUCCACCACCAUCCUUUACCUCCGCGGCCUCGUGCUCACAGACACAGGGAUACUCAUCGGUUCUGUGAUUACCCUCACUCCGAUAAGUUGUGCAAACUAUCUGCGCGGAGAUCUGGACUUCUUCAAGGACCGCGUGUACCCGAUGUACUAUUCGCCCGGCUACUACAUCAUCAUGGCUCUGCAGCAAGCCAACGUGUGGAUCACCGUCUCGGUGUCCAUGGAGCGAUACAUCGCCAUCUGCCACCCGUUCCGGGCAGCCAGGCUCAUCACCCGGAGGAAAACCAUUCUAGUCAUGGUCGUCAUCGUGGUCGUUUCCCUGCUGUACAACAUCCCUCAUCUUUUAGCCACGCACGCCACAGAGUGCCAGUACGGGGCAGCUGAAGCUGCUGAAGAUGUUGCAACUACUGCUGGUUCUGUGACCGCCGACGGGGUUUUUUCCUCAGCGACUUUCGCACCGAGUUCUGACGUCCCCGACACAACGACCAGUGACGUUCUGAUCUCAGGCGUUAUGGACAAUAGUGGGUCACAGGCGAUGUCUUCUAUAACCCCUACAGCUGGGCCCUCCGGGAACCUAGAAAGUAGUACCCAUUCUCCAGAGCUCCCACCGCGGCCAAUAUGUUACCAGGUGUCCACCACUGAGUUUGGUGCAACAGAGUUCUACAAGUUCUACCGGACUAUCAUGUACACUGUGGUUAUCUACGUCAUCCCCUUCCUAGCGCUCGUUUUCCUCAACAGUUUCCUCAUCAAGGAACUUAUGAAUAUGCAGAGACGAAGGAGCGGGACUAACAUGCAUGAUGAAAACGAAGCCAACUUGAGCAUGGUUCUCGUCCUCAUCGUCAUCGUCUUCAUCCUCUGCCAGACGCCCGGUCUCAUCUCGCAGUUCGACGUCAUCUCCAUCAAAGUUUUCUUCAUCUGGCUGGCCGUGAGCAACGUUCUCUUCACCACCAACUCGGCUGUGAACUUCCUCAUUUACACGGCGUUCGGCCGAAAGUUCCGCAGCGUUCUUCUGCGACUUUUCCGCCGGUUCUACCACGGAGGAAGGCGACAGUCUAUGUGCAACUAUCGGACCACACAAGUCACCAACGACUACGAUCCCUCCAACAUGAACGAUACCCAGUACAGCUCCAUACGGUCGAACAAAAGUCAAGGGAAAAAUGGCGGGACGCCAGCUGGUGGGACGAACGGCGUCCAUGAGAAUCUUCAGUUGAACAAUUUGUCGAGAUCUAACAAUAACGAGAAUAACGGUAAUGGCGUCGUUGGUAACGGGAAUGUACAAGGAGGGAUGGGUAGUUUGAAAAGGUCUGAUUUGUCUCCGACACCGGAGUUGGAGGAGGAUUCUGAAGAUGUGAGAAUCAACGAAAGGUCACCUUUGACCUAUCACUCCGGGAGUCAAGAAGUCAUAAAGAACGAGAAUGUUGCGGAAAAUGAUGAGUUUGUUAAUAUGGAUGGAGUGGAUAUCCCUUCUUUUGAUGAUAACGGGGGUGUUAAUUCCAUACAAGAGAAAACAAAAUUUGGGGAUUCAAAGGGAGAAUCUAACGACAGUGUCAAGUGAGACGGGUGGAUCACACUUGACCACUUAAGCACACGAAAUCCAAACUGAUAUACAGCUGAAAUCUCUUGAUAUUAAAGGAACUAAAAGUGCUGCCGCUUGUGGUCUGUUUAUGCGUUAGGCUCUAUGUCUACUACGUAAAGGGCAGGAGCUCGAUUCUUAAGUUGAGCAAAUGUGUUUAUUGUGUGUCUCCAUCUUUACACUGAGAUGCUCAUAUGUAGUAUCUCACACAGCCCACAUCCUAAUUUAUCUAAAUGUUGCUGGGUUUGGUGGUGUAUACGGCAUAGAUCAAUACGAGUGUGUUAUAUCUUUGACUAAGCAUGGUUUGACAAUGAUCAUUGAGCGUUGCUCACAAUAUACCCGUUGGUCAAACAAGACUACGUGCCUCCAUGUCAAGAUCAGGAAUGGGUUCCUCUACAUGGUAUGAAUAAUCCUAUAGUGUACCUGUCCACUCAUUUACUAGAGGAGCAGGGCCAAACGGACGAGAAAUUAAACCCCUCAGAAUGAUACUAUCACAACGUCCCCUUCCACUAAUACCGUUGGAUAUCUCGGGUAGAGACAUACGUCUGUCUGCAGCUUGGUGUAAGGUUUGGAGGAGAGACAGGCUGUUCAAAGAUCUGCAUAAAAGUCUGCCCAGCGUUGUCUUGGUCUUCCUCCUGAUUCAAGUGUUGGAUUUUCAGAAGGAAAUUCAGAUAUUACGGUAUGCUCCUUGAAGUCAUGAUUCCAGGAAUGCCGUAAGACUUGGAUAGAAGCGCUCAGUUUUCGAGAAUGAGAUUAAAACCAAACAUAAUGUCAAAGACAUCGUUACCCCUACGAGUGAGCCGAUUCUGUGCCUCUGAAAUAUCAUGUCCCAGUCGGAGGCUGGUGGUACAGCAAGUUACAAACGUAAUAGCCAGCUCUGGGAACGUUAAGCUCAAAACUUAGUGGGGUUUGGAUUGUAUUUCUUGUCGUUCUUGCAGUAUCGCCUCUCGCCGAAGUGCUCUGACAAAAAAGAGCGCCUCCCCGCCCCCCUUUCUGUUCGAACUGACUUAUACUGUGUCUACUUCGGCCUUUAUCUUCAACAAAAUCAAAGUUCGAUCAAAUUGGAGCUGUACUCACCAUGCGGCCUGUGCUCUUGUUCUGGCGCCUCAAUGAGCGGAAUGUCUGCGAGAACAAAAACUAACGGUGCUAUCAGACAGCAGACGGCGUUCAGAAAAACGGGUGUCUUCAUGCGGGUUUAUUUUCUUCCAGAACGUGGACAGGUGAGGAAGGGGUUAACUCCCAUAUCAGAGUUUUCACAACACGCCAUUGAGUGAGGAAUCUCAAGCUUGCCGAGAUACAGAGAUGUACUCUUAUACCUUUGCUCUAGUGUUGAGCGAAAUAAUUACAAGGACGAGAACGGAAUGGCAGUAGUAACAGAAAAAACGUGACCUUCAAAAGGUGCUUGCUACUACCUGUGAGAGACACCUUUGUGUAAUUUUGAGUAACCAGUAUUGUGUAUCGAAAUGUAUUUCAUGGAAAAACAAUUCCUCUUCAUAAAAGCGUGCCAAAGUGUGCGGUAUGGCU
Molecule: messenger RNA, 5356 nt
Organism: Aplysia californica (California sea hare)
Lineage: Eukaryota; Metazoa; Mollusca; Gastropoda; Aplysiida; Aplysiidae
Product: FMRFamide receptor
Exons: 6
Coding region: 2072-3814 (580 amino acids)
Biological process (GO): G protein-coupled receptor signaling pathway
Cellular component (GO): membrane
Molecular function (GO): G protein-coupled receptor activity
Source: RefSeq, a predicted model, not a curated record